GAGUUCAGGUUCGUUCAGUGUAUGAGGCUUUCACUGAGCAGUUCGACCACCUGAGGGCUGAUAUGGUCGUUUGGGAGCCGUACACUGCUGAUUUCGUGCUAUGGCGAUCCGCUUACCAUGGGAUCUCCAAAUUGUGCUUCAGGGACUCGGUGUUUUGGCUGACCCGGAAGAAACUGGUGUUCGACGUAUUCAUCGAAGACUACGCCACGCACCGCGUGAUGCGCCAGUUUGGAUGGUGCCAGGAGGUCCUGGUCCCCCUGGGAGACCGUGUUCCUGAUUCCGUACACACGUUGUCGACUAAGGGACUACCAAGGAGCAUGGCUGACCUGACCAUCAGGAUGCAGCCCUGUGUGCAGCAAUGGGGCGAUGCGCUUGCGUACGUGAUCGAGUUUGGUGCCCCUUACGAUGACUACAGUUACCAGCAGUAACUGUUGUGGUACAAUACACGGACUCGCACACGUCUUCUUCGUGUCGUGGACCCCCCUCCCCCUGUCAUUCCUCUACUAGCACUGUUGUCUUGUACCCAGGACACGCAGGAGUUGUUCUACAUGUUGCAGUACGUGAAAUCUUCAAAUCCUUACGGCUUUCAACAUUCACAUUACGGCUAUUGCUAAUUAUUAGUCGUGUACCACAUUCUGACAUCGUGAGAGAGAUUCACGAGGAGGCGACGAGUUCAGCAAUGAGGUUGCACGAGCAAGGCACAUGUGGAAUGGCGAUCGAUGAUAUCACUGAAGCGUUCUCACGCCUUUCCACGAAGGCCCGACAUAUCGUGGAGUGCACAUCUUGUCAGCAGCCCGACGUUGUUGUACGUGACCCUUUGGCCGCGCGUCCCACUCAGCGGUCCCCACGACCUUCUUCCGCCUUCGUCCACCAGCAAUAUGCUAGUCCUCAGCCUCCG
Molecule: messenger RNA, 898 nt
Organism: Phragmites australis (common reed)
Lineage: Eukaryota; Viridiplantae; Streptophyta; Magnoliopsida; Poales; Poaceae
Exons: 2
Coding region: 63-428 (121 amino acids)
Source: RefSeq, a predicted model, not a curated record